AACAACUGGCCUUGCGGGGACAGAUCUGCACCAUAUAAAUUACAAACUAAAAAAUAAAAAAAAUAAAAAAAACGAAAAGGACAUGCUCCAUCAGCCUAGCCAGAUAAUUCAUGGGCCAGGCCCCUAUUUCCCCUCUCCUCAUCCUCAUAAAGCUGUACAGCUUAAUUACCUCUUGUUCUCUCUCUCUCUAUCGUGUCUUCGCUUCCCAAAUUGCUUAUUACAAGAUCAUUCCCCUCUCUCUCUCUCUCUUUCUCUGUUGCUCGCGCUCAUAUUAUCUCUGGAACCUUUAUCCUUUGUUCUUUUGUGAAGCUUCCGGGCAAUCGGUUCGCAGAGGAAGUGCUGCUAUAACUCUCUCUCUCUCUCUCUCGAUGUCUCUUGUCUGAGCUUAGCACUAUAUUGCCUCAGGCCCAAACGGAAAGAGCAGCCGAAUUUACAGACCUUUUCUUGCGCAGUCAGAGAAGAAAAGAAAACGCAGGUGAAGCUUUUUCCAUCUCCCAUGGAGUUCACCCACGGAAGAGGAGACAACAGGUUCUAUAACGAAGAGGAAGACGAAUUAGAAGAUGAUGACAGAGAUGAACAGAACCCCCCCAGAGGAACGGAUGCCGCAAGACUCUACCCUUUUAUUCCCAUCAGCUCCUCAUCUCCCUCUUCCUCCUCUGCCAUCUCCCUCAACUGUGAACCAUCCACUUCAACUACUCCCGCUUCAUCACUACCUCCGUCGACUACACAGGUUCAGAAGGAACAUAUGUUCGAGAAAGUCGUUACACCAAGCGACGUUGGCAAGCUUAACCGACUUGUGAUCCCGAAGCAGCACGCAGAGAAGUACUUUCCUUUAGACGCUUCUACACACGACAGGGGGCUUCUCCUCAACUUCGAAGACCGCAACGGCAAGCCCUGGCGCUUCCGAUACUCUUACUGGAACUCAAGCCAGAGCUACGUUAUGACGAAGGGGUGGAGCCGUUUCGUCAAGGAGAAGCGCCUCGAUGCCGGCGACACCGUUUCCUUCGGCCGCGGAACGGGUCAGACCGCUAGCCACCGUCUCUUUAUUGACUGGAAACGACGGCCGGAGCCGCAUCUUGACCUGCACAACUCCCAUCGCAUCCCCCACUUCCCUUCAUCGGUACCCUCCUUCUCCCAUCCUCACCCUUACCUCUCCUUCUCCCGCUCCGCCUCCGCCCCCUGGGCUGCCGGCCGCCUCUUCGUCCCAAACGCCACCCCGCCCCCAGCCUCCAAUUACUUCUACUUCCGCUCCACCUCCGCCCUCGCAACCAGGCCCAACCCCGUCUCGACCGCCGGCGACCCUCCCGUUUCCAUGGUGCUCGAUUCCAUCCCCGUGGCCCAUGGAAAGGAGGCCGCCGGCGAGCCAAAGCGGGUCCGCCUCUUCGGCGUCAACCUUGAGCAGCCUUACGAAGGAAUUGAUAACACCGAGACUUCCGGCCUUCUCAGACUCCAGCUCCGCUCUCCAUUUUCCUCUCAAGAGCUCCGCCUAGGAGGCCACGAGUCUUCCUCUUCUUCAGCUAAAGACAGCCACCAUUCCCCACCAUUUGAUUUAGACAUGUAAUUAUAUAUAGUUCUUGCAAAUUGGAUUAUAGAGGAUAAUAAUUCUUUCUCUCUUGCUUGUUUCCUUACCUUACUGUCAAUUUCAAUCCUACGAACUUCUACGAGUAUUAUUAUCACUGUUUACGUA
Molecule: messenger RNA, 1687 nt
Organism: Dendrobium catenatum
Lineage: Eukaryota; Viridiplantae; Streptophyta; Magnoliopsida; Asparagales; Orchidaceae
Product: B3 domain-containing protein Os03g0120900
Exons: 2
Coding region: 497-1561 (354 amino acids)
Molecular function (GO): DNA binding; DNA-binding transcription factor activity
Source: RefSeq, a predicted model, not a curated record